AGUAACAACUCAUCUUCAUCUACAACCACCACUAUGACCACUGCUGCGAUAUCUCAAAAACCAUCUGCCCGGCCCCGUGCGCCAUCUUCUCGGCAUUUCUCCACUUCAGUCUCCACGAAUUCCUCCGGCGACGAGAAACCUUCAACGAAGGAGAAGCAUGCCAUGAACGCUGGCAGUAAUGGGUCGAAUCCUGAAAGCCUACACCCUCUGCGUAAUACCUGGGUCUUCUGGUUCAGGCAGCAGCGUUCGCCUGGCAAUAAAAUAAUCAAUUAUGAAGAAGGGAUAAAGAAGAUAGCUGCCUUUGCUUCUAUCGAAUCGUUUUGGAUGAUAUGGACACAUCUCAAUCCACCCUCAACAGUUCAACCUACGACGGACUAUUUGCUCUUCCACUCAGGUGUACGGCGUCCAGUGUGGGAGGAUCCACUAAACUCACAAGGCGGGAAAUGGAUUAUCCGCCUGAAGAAGGGAGUUGCGGACCGCUUGUGGGAGGAGUUGGUGCUGGCAGUCAUCGGUGACCAGUUUGAUGACUGCGGGCUUAGCACUGUUGGUGGAUUCGGGGGCACAGCUUCUGGUGCAGCUGAUGUGUCAAGCUGGAGGAGUGUGCCAAGCACGGAGAACAGUGGUUCAGGGAAUGGAAACGGCACAUCAUCGAAUAGCAACGACCCUGAAAUCUGUGGUUGUACGCUGAGUGUGCGACAACAUGAGGACAUCUUAACUGUGUGGAAUAAGCACGGAUAUGACACAAGAGUAAACCAACGAAUCAAGGAUGCCGUAAAGCGAGUGCUAGAGCUUCCUGCGAAUACAGUAAUAGAAUAUAAAACAAAUAAUGAUUCCUUGCAGGACAAAUCCAGCUUUCGACAACCCAAUACCGACAAGACCGCUAUUCCAUGAUAUAUCUAAUCUAUUCUAUCCCAAUGUGUCUCUAACAGACGCAUGUAUUUUUAUGACUGGCCACACUCAUAAUGCACCUUGACAACCAC
Messenger RNA from Fomitiporia mediterranea MF3/22, 980 nucleotides. Its product is annotated as eukaryotic translation initiation factor 4E member 2. The coding region runs from base 34 to 891 and encodes 285 amino acids. Gene Ontology annotation, molecular function: translation initiation factor activity; RNA 7-methylguanosine cap binding. The transcript has 5 exons. Gene Ontology annotation, cellular component: eukaryotic translation initiation factor 4F complex. NCBI's taxonomy places the organism in Eukaryota, Fungi, Basidiomycota, Agaricomycetes, Hymenochaetales, Hymenochaetaceae. The record is from RefSeq and is a predicted model, not a curated record. Gene Ontology annotation, biological process: translational initiation.